This is a messenger RNA of Prorocentrum cordatum, 2277 nucleotides long. NCBI's taxonomy places the organism in Eukaryota, Dinophyceae, Prorocentrales, Prorocentraceae. The record is from the annotation of a GenBank genome assembly.
AUGGACAAGCGCUGCCGCGGGGGAGGAGGACUUCGAGGAGCUGCAGUGGGACACCUGGAUCUCCUACCGGCUGUCGCCAAAGGGCCCUCUCGCCAUGGUCGAGGAGAGCUGAAGGCGGCGGCGCAGGGCGGCGACCUCAAGAGGCUGGACGCCGCCACUGAGGCCUGGGAGGCGCAAGGCUCCGAGUUCAUCAGCUCCUUGGAGCCUCUCGCACCCCGGCGCCUGGAGCCGCGCCCAGGCGCGGCGGGCGGAGCUGCGGGCCGCCGAGGCCGAGCUGCGGGGCCUCGUGGCGGCGGCGCGGGGCGAGACGCUGCGGCCAGAGCACAAGGAUCGGGCCCGCCGACGCCCUGCGGGACGCCAGGCGCUCCGCCGCCGGCAGCCAGGUCGACCAGAGGCUCGCGAAGAGGCGCGCCAGGCUGCUGCAGGAGGCCACCGCCGUCGCGGAGCGGACGCUGGAGCUCCGCGAGCGCUUGGCCAGUGCCCGCGACGUCGUCGGCCUGGUGGGGCCGGCACUCGAGGAGGCGAGCGGGACGAUCGAGAAGCUGGAGGCCAGGGAGGUCCAGCUCCUGGAGAAGUUCCAGGAACUGUGCGCCCCCAUCCCCCGGGAAGGAGCUCCAAUCCGUCCAGGCCACCGCGGCCAUGCACUUGCCUUCGCAGGUCAUCCGCACCGCGCUGGUGGCCGCGGCGGCGGAGCCCGGGGCCGACGGGCUCCUCGGCGAGGAGGCGACUAGGACCCCGAUGGCGAUCGAGCUCGGGUUCUUCCCCGACAACGCCCUGGACGUGUGGUCCGUGACGCUCAAGGCGACGAAGUCGCCCUGGGGGGCGCUGUUCCGGAACGUGGUCAGGAUCUUCCACCGCGCCCAGAACCAGGAGACCGGGAAACGGGGCGUCCGGGACGCGCUCGCACUGCUCGCCGAUGGCUCCGACAAGGUGAGCGCGACGGGACCUUCGGGAUCCGACGCCGCCCGCCGCGCCGCGGGCCGGUGGCCGCGCUCCCGGGCGAGCGCCGAGCUCGCGGCGAAGCCGGGGGCCGGGCCCUCGAUCUGCGCGGCCAGCGGCGGCGAGGGCCGCGUCGAGGCCGACGCGAGUAGUAUAGGACGUAGGGGCAUCCAGUGCGAUGGCGCUGCAGAGCUCAGGUACGAGGACGUGAGGUUCUACCUGGACGUCUCCCCGUCGGCCGACCGCGACGCCGUCGCCCGCCUCAGGCCGCCCCCGCCCCAGAUCUGGGAGGCAGCAGCUACUCGCGUGAUCGAGGAUGUGCCCGAGGACUGCAGCGGGAUCGGCCUGGACGCGUCUCCUGCCGCGAAGGCGUUGUGCACCAGGAGAAGGCUGAUGUGGAAGCGCGGCGUUGGUCUGACGACGGCGGACCUGGAGCGGGGGUGCGAGGUUGCCAGAACUGCGGCGGUCGCCGUCGACCAGCGCGUGUACCUCGGCCGCCUCCUCCGCUCGCAGGUCUACUACGCGGUGGCAUCCUCGGCAGGGCUCGGGGGCGCCGCGCAGGCACACCUGUUCGCCGCGCGUUCCCCGACGGCUGCAUCGGUGGCCGGCUUCUGGCUGCUCUACGCCCACUGCGGCUACCCGUGGGCGGCCUUCGUGCUCCUGGAGCGAGGCCGCAGCCCGGACGUGGUCCGCCAGCUGCUGCUCACGUGGUGCGGCGACAGCGAGACCCUCCUCUUCUCGGCCGCGCUGGCGCACUGGCUCCUGGCCACGGUGGAGGACUGGUCCUCCUGGAGGCACCUCGUGCGGUGGCCCGUCGGCGAGGAUCGCUUCAGUCCCUCGGAGCAGUCGCGAGAGCUCAUGUGCCGGAAGAUGCUGUACGCCUACACCGCCCACCACUUGAUGACCGUGGCCGCGUUCGCGUACGCCCUCUGGGCCCGCGAGUUGUCAGUCCUCUGCUGCAUGGGCCUGGCCUUUGAGGCCCCCGUGUUUUUCACCAACGUGCGCGAGCUGGUCGUGGCGCUUGACGCAGAGGCGUGUGACGCGACGGGCCAGCCGCUGCUGGCCCAUGUGGGCCCGCGCUGCGCGAGGAGGUGGUGGCAGCUCACCGGAGUCGCCGUGGCCAUUGGGCGCUACCCCGCCGUCCUUGCGUUCUACUGGGCGCUGGCCUGCUGGGGGUCCGAGGUGGGCGGCCUCCCGCUGGCCACGCGCCUGCUCUUCAUCUGCUUCGGGUCCAGGAUGCCUCUGGCUAGGUACUGCCUCCAGCGGGCCGCUCUCCCAGGCACGGCCACGGACGGCGAGCGGCUGUGGGCCGGCGCGGGGCCCGCCGGCGGGGCGUGA